Molecule: messenger RNA, 2668 nt
Organism: Cricetulus griseus (Chinese hamster)
Lineage: Eukaryota; Metazoa; Chordata; Mammalia; Rodentia; Cricetidae
Source: RefSeq, a predicted model, not a curated record
CCCUCAAGCUGGACUUGGAGAAGAAGCUGUUUGGACAGCACCUCGCCACCGAAGUGAUUCUCAAGGCACUGACUGGCUUCAGGAACAAUAAAAAUUCCAAGAAACCACUGACUCUGUCCUUGCACGGCUGGGCUGGCACGGGCAAGAAUUUUGUCAGCCAGAUUGUGGCUGAAAACCUUUAUCCAAAAGGCCUGAAGAGUAACUUUGUUCACCUGUUCGUCUCUACUCUGCACUUCCCUCAUGAGCAGCAGAUAAAACUGUACCAGAACCAGCUCCAGAAGUGGAUCCGAGGCAAUGUGAGCGCGUGUGGCCUCUCCGUCUUCAUCUUUGAUGAGAUGGAUAAGUUGCAUCCCGGGAUCAUUGAUGCAAUCAAGCCCUUCCUAGACUACUAUGAGCAGGUGGAUGGGAUUUCCUACCGCAAAGCCAUCUUCAUCUUCCUCAGUAAUGCAGGUGGGGACCUGAUAACGAAGACGACCCUGGACUUCUGGCGGGCAGGAAGGAAGAGGGAAGAGAUCCAACUGAAGGACCUGGAGCCCGUGCUGUCUGUGGGUGUCUUCAACAACAAGCACAGUGGUCUGUGGCGCAGUGGGCUGAUAGACAGAAACCUCAUCGACUACUUUAUCCCCUUCCUGCCCUUGGAGUACAGACACGUGAAGAUGUGUGUGCGGGCAGAGAUGCAGGCCCGGGGGGUUGCUGUCGAUGAAGACAUCGUCACCAGGGUGGCAGAUGAAAUGACAUUUUUCCCCAAGGAUGAGAAGAUCUACUCAGACAAGGGCUGCAAGACUGUGCAGUCACGGCUGGAUUUCCAUUGAGUUCUUCACCUCAUGGGGUGGGAGGAUUCAGGGGCGCCUCCAGCUCCUCCAGGGCCUUGCCAAAGCACUUUAAAGACCCCCUUGGGGCUUUGCACAUUUGCACCUGUGGACCCGAAUGCUGUCAGUGUUGCAUGGCAGCAGCUGAAUACGAACUUUAGGCUGUGAAUCAAGUGCCUAAAUGUCGGGACGUGGUGCCAAUGGUACCUGUGCCUCAGAUGCCUAAUGGGCUACAGCACCCUGUAGCAGCCUUGGGGAACCACAUUUUCCCUUCCAGGAACACCCACCUCUGCUUUUUUUUUUUUUUUUUUUUUGCCCUGAUCUGUCAAUUCAGAAGCAGAUGCUGGUCUCUGAGGGGAGCAUGUGAGCUUGACCUCUGCAGAACUGUCAGUGUGAGCAGUAGGAACCCCCUCUGAGGCACUUUAGCACACUGGGACACAGAGCCUUUGAGGCAAUACUUUACCUUAGCUGCUUCUGCUUAGCCCUGGCUGUGGAAUUUUCUCACCUGUCUCCCACUGUGUAUGGGUUGUAACCUGCCUUGGCCCAUGUCUCUUGAACUGUUAGAUUCACCCCAGCCUCAUCCCUGGUCAUGUCAGAACAAGCCAUCAGCUUUGAAGGAAAUCUGGGUCCGUUUGCCAGUUACACUUGCUCUGAAGGUUAAGGUCAGCUGUACAGCUACAGCACCAGGCUCAUGCAUAGGAAGAGUAAGCACUAGGCUAGGUCUUGCAUGGCCACACCCCCCAGUGUGUUCAAACUGUCUGCAGGAGGGGCCACACACCAGAGAUGCUGGUUUUUUUAAGGACAUGUAUAUUUUUAAAAUAUGUUUUUUUACUUCCAAACGUUAGGUAAUAAAAGUAUAAGAUGCCAUGUGUUUUAAAACCUAGGAAGCACCUGGCAGUGGUGGCACAGAUGUAUCUCUGAGUUUGAGGCCAGCCUGGUCUACAGAGUGAGUUCCAGGACAGCCAGGGCUACACAGAGAAACCCUGUUUCAAAAGACAAAAACCUGGGAAGGACAUAAAUUAGACUAAGUAUUCUUGGUAUUCUCAGGUUUUUAUUGUUGCUGGGUGUGGGACACAAUGCCCAUGCUCCUAGCAGGAAGAUCUUGACUCAGGGUUCCUCCACUAUGUUGUGAGUUUGAGGCCAGCCCAAGCUACAUGAAACUCUUAAAAGAAAAAAAAGGUUUUUAUUGUUAAAAUGUGUAGAGUGGGAAUUAUAUAGGCACAAUUUUAGACCCCACAGUCCUCAGUUUGUAGUGGGUCCUGGAUGUAAUCUCCGGGUGAUGCCUUGAGUGGCAAUAAUGGGCUGGGCUGUUCUGACUGUAGGAGAGCAAGUCUGUGAUUCCAGCCUUGUGAACCAUUCUGUCCCAUAGUUACAAUGCAGCUGCAGACAUGAGAAGACUGUGCCAUAAUUUUAUAGAAUGUGGUAGAAUGACUAUUUUUAUAACAUGGAGAUGCCUUACAGAGAAUCACAUUUAGUCUUUUUAAAACGAGUGUGGUAGUGUAUACCUUUAGCCCCAGCACCUGGGAGGCCAUGACAGGACUGCAUCAACUUUGAGGCCAGCCUAGGCCAAACCACAUACAGAGACACUGUCUCAAAGCAAAAAGCAAACAAAAGCCUGCCAAGGUGAGGCUGAGUUCCAUGCCAUAUUCUUGGGUUGGACCCAAGUUACCAUUUAUAACCUGUUGCGUGCCUGAUCAAAAAGAAACAAGCUUUUCUGUUUACAGUGAUGCAAUGUGUGGACACGUGUUGGCCACCUUUGGACUGCUGUUACCAUCUGUGACUUGGAAAGGUGUGGGUUGGCCUGUGAGAAGGCAUGAACAGUUGGAUGCAGACUAAUAAAGCCAGUGUGGUUUCCCUCA